AUGAACUACGCGGCAGUCAUAAAUGGGCCGUUUUCGAGCAACAACAGCGGCAGCAACCAAUACCCGCGUGCAGGUUACACACCCAACGAUUAUGGCCAGCAGACAAACGUGCAAGAUCAAAACCCACGGAUGAUGCAGUAUCAAACGCUCAAUAGUGGUACUGGUCAGCCCGUCAAUGUGUACCAACAGUUUUCCCCGACUCCUGUAUCGAAUGAUCCUAGGAAGAACAUCCAUAUUGGAAGCAAACUUUUUGUCGGACAAGUCCCCGCCAUGACGACGGAAGAACAGUUGCGACCCGUAUUUGAGCCAUAUGGAGAGCUUUUAGAGGUAAAAAUUAUGCGUGAUCCCUUGGGACGUUCAAAGGGAAGUGCUUGGGUGCGCUACGAGACGAAUGAGAUGGCUAUGAAUGCCAUAAACGCGCUUAACGAGAAACAUACAGUUCCUCCUCAGACUAAUCCAUUGCGAGUACAAUUCGCCACCCCCAACAGUGUGAGGCAUCAGCAGCUUCAACAGCAAGCAAGAUAUGCCGUCGAGCUUAAGGUUCCCAUGAAUCAAUACAACUUUGGAGGCUCAAUGGGUGGCGGCACGCAGCAAGGUGGAAUGGUAAUGGUGCGGCCUGGUGCCUCUCCCAAUGUCGUCCCGCCUAUUUCUGCCAACGCUGGGGGACGGUACGUGUCGGCGCCCUUUGGAGGCGGCUCCAUGGAAUCUCCCCCCAUUAUGAGUGGGCCAUACACUUCCUCUGCCAAUCGCUUUGAAAACGUUAACUCUCCUGGAAAUCGAAGAGAUUUGUAUUCACCAUUGGAACAACCGCAGCCCACCGCCCCCCAGUUGUACCAACAACAACAACAACAACAACAGCGUGUUUAUUCCAGUCCCAUUGGUAGCCCGUCGGGAGUUUACAAUCAGAUGCCUUCACGGCAGCCGAACCCUCGGAACAACAGCGGCAAGAGUGGCGCAAGCAUGGGAUCCUUCGAAACUGGACACGGAAUGAGCAACUCUAACAGCAACGGGGCACCCAAUAUGGUGAAUGAAAUGUCUACUCUUGAUGCCGGGAUCGCCAUUUGGGAGGCGAGGAGUAACAGUGCUUUGCAAGGACAGGAGCAGCGGGAACCGGCAACGCGAGUCCGGUCGGGUGAAAGGAAGGAAGAAUAG
This is a messenger RNA of Trypanosoma conorhini, 1152 nucleotides long. Its product is annotated as RNA-binding protein. Bases 1 to 1152 code for a protein of 383 amino acids. Gene Ontology annotation, molecular function: RNA binding. NCBI's taxonomy places the organism in Eukaryota, Euglenozoa, Kinetoplastea, Trypanosomatida, Trypanosomatidae. The record is from RefSeq and is a predicted model, not a curated record. The transcript has a single exon.